Molecule: messenger RNA, 3255 nt
Organism: Lactuca sativa (garden lettuce)
Lineage: Eukaryota; Viridiplantae; Streptophyta; Magnoliopsida; Asterales; Asteraceae
Source: RefSeq, a predicted model, not a curated record
AUGGAUCGUAGUUAUUGGAUGUAUAGAAUUAAACGUUCAUGUGAUGAAUAUUUGGCAUGUCUGGGUGGUUUUCUUAAAGCUGCAGAGGAACAUCGGGUGAAUAAAGGAGAAAGCUACAUAUGGUGUCCUUGUGUAGAUUGUCAGAACUGUCAUAUGUACACUGAUUCUGCUAAAGUACAGGAACAUUUAAUAAUUCGUGGGUUUAUGAGAGAUUAUAUAUGUUGGUCACGACAUGGAGAGACAUUGGUUAAUGAUAAUGAGGUUGUUUCAAAGUUUAAUAAUGAUAAUAAUGAUUCAAACAAUGACAAGUACGAUGACUUAUCUGGAAUGUUACAUGAUUGGGAGGACAAUGUCGCUGAAAAGGAUUAUGAAAAUUUUCAACAAUUAUUUGAUGACUCAGAAAAACCGUUGUAUACCGGGUGUAUGAAGUAUACCAAAUUAUCUGCUAUUUUGAAACUAUUUAACCUAAAAGCAAACAAUAGUUGGAGUGAUACAAGUUUCACAAAUCUUCUAAAGCUUUUGAAUGAUAUGCUUCCUGAAGAUAACGAGUUACCUAUUUCAACAUAUCAAGCAAAAAAACUAAUGUGCCCAAUGGGAAUGGAAAUCGAAAGAAUACAUGCAUGUCCAAAUGACUGUAUGUUAUACAGAAACCAGUAUGCAGAUCUAGAUAAGUGUAUCACAUGCGGUACAUCACGGUAUAAGAAGAAUAAUCAUACAGAAGAAACCAAUGAUGUGAAAAAGAAAGGUCCACCUGCUAAAGUAUUGUGGUAUUUGCCUAUUGUGCCUAGAUUGAAGCGGUUAUUUGCAAACGCCAAAGAUGCAAAAUUAAUACGAUGGCAUGCUGAUCGUAAAAUAGACGAAAAAAUAAGACAUGUGGCUGAUUCCCCUCAAUGGAGAAAUAUUAAUUCCAAUUUUAAAGAAUUUGGUCGAGAAAUUAGAAAUAUUAGGUUCGGACUUAGUUCUGAUGGAAUUAAUCCAUUUGGAAGCCUAAGCAGUCGUCAUAGUACAUGGCCGGUUCUUCUUUGUAUCUACAAUCUCCCACCUUGGUUAUGCAUGAAAAGAAGAUACAUCAUGAUGUCAUUACUAAUUCAAGGUCCAAAACAGCCGGGAAAUGAUAUCGAUGUUUAUUUAGCUCCAUUAAUUGAGGACAUGAAAAAAUUAUGGAGUCCGGGUGUCGAAGUGUAUGAUGCAUAUAGUGGGGAAAAUUUCCAACUUCGGGCCAUGAUUUAUUGCACCAUAAAUGAUUUUCCAGCAUAUGGGAAUUUGUCUGGAUACAGCACAAAAGGAGCAAAUGCAUGUCCAAUUUGUGAAGAUGAUACACAAUCGUUAUGGUUGACAAAUUGCAAGAAAAAUGUAUAUAUGGAUCAUCGAAGAUAUCUUCCAAAAAAUCACCCAUAUCGCAAGAAAAAAAAGGUGUUCAAUGGUAAAACUGAGGAGAGGACAGCAAGGAAACCAUUACGAGGAGAAACUGUAUUUUCUCGUGUUGAAAAUCUAAACGUGACAUUUGGAAAAUUCAAAGGUAAUGGUAAAGGAAAACGUAAACGUAAACGUACAGGUACAAUUCCUCCUAAAGUUAUUUGGAAGAAAAGAUCUAUAUUUUGGGAGUUACCAUAUUGGAAGCACUUGCAGGUUCGCCAUUGUCUUGACGUUAUGCAUAUUGAAAAAAAUGUUUGUGAAAGCCUGAUAGCCUUAUUGUUGAACAUUAAAGGAAAGUCAAAAGACGGGAUUAAUGUUCGAGAAGACAUGGUUGAAAUGGGAAUUCGCCCCGAGCUUGCUCCUAUUAGGAAUCCUGGAAAGCGUACGUAUCUGCCAGUAGCUUGUUAUACCAUGUCAAAGGAUGAGAAAACAAAAUUUUGUAAGUGCUUACAUGGUGUAAAGGUUCCAUCAGGCUAUUCUGCUAACAUUAAGAAGUUAGUGUCAAUGAAAGAACUAAAACUAUUUGGUAUGAAGUCCCAUGAUUGUCAUGUUUUAAUGGCACAUAUGAUUCCCAUUGCAAUUCGUGGAAUACUACCGGACCGAAUUCGACACACAAUCACAAAGCUAUGCUUGUUUUUCAACAUGAUUCAUUCUAAAGUUAUUGAUCCCGAGGUAUUAGAUUCAUGGGGAAGUGAUAUUAUCUUGACAUUAUGCCAACUCGAGAUGUAUUUCCCACCUUCAUUUUUUGAUGUCAUGGUUCAUCUAACAUCUCAUAUUGUUAGAGAGAUAAAGUAUUGUGGGCCAGUAUACUUACGAUACAUGUAUCCAUUUGAGAGAUAUAUGGGCGUCUUAAAAGGGUAUGUAAGGAAUAGACAUCGACCAGAGGGUAGUAUUGUUGAAGGAUAUGCAACAGAGGAGGUAAUUGAAUAUUGUACUGACUAUUUACAAGGUGUUGAUAGCAUUGGCAUUCCAAAAUCUCGACAUGAGGGUAGACUUGUAGGGAGUGGGACUAUUGGACUGAAAAAGAUCAUUCCAAAUCGAGAAGACUUACAACUUGCACAUUUUACAGUCCUACAACAUAUGACAAUCAUUGCUCCAUUUAUAAAUGAGCACAAAAGAACACUGGAAUUGUCAAAUCGCGGUAGGAGCAAUAGAUGGUUGGUUAAGGAACAUAACAAAACGUUCUCACAAUGGUUAAAAGACAAAGUGAGAGCAAGUUAUGGCAUCGACAGUGUGGAUCAAGCUGUAGUACAUCUAGGGAAUGGUCCUGAAGAUUUUGUGGCAACUUACCAAGGAUAUGACAUUAAUGGUUAUACAUUUUACACUAAUAAACAAGAUGGAAAAAGUACACUUCAAAAUAGUGGUGUAAUAGUAAUAGCGUCAACUGAAGUAUAUGGAGAUAGUCAUGAUACAAGGGUGAGGAUCGCCAAAGAAUCAUACUAUGGCGUCAUUCAGGAAAUAUGGGAAUUGAAAUAUGAUUCCAUCAUUAUACCUAUGUUAAAAUGCAAAUGGGUUGACAACCAACGAGGUGUUAAAGUUGACAAUGAUGGUUUUACAGUUGUUGACCUUUCCACAAACGGAUAUGUAUCAGAACCAUUCAUCCUAGCUAAACAAGCUACUCAGGUAUUCUAUGUUGAGGACCCAAAGGAAUCGGGAAAGCACAUCGUUAUGCAUAGCAAACGACAUAUACUUGGUGUUGAUGAUGUUGUGGACGAGGAAGAGUACGACCAGUUUGAUGAACUACCCCCAUUUUCUAUCGACAUUCCAUCUUCAAAUGAUGAUGUUGACGACACCACUUACUUACGGUCAGAUCACAAUGAAGGAAUAUGGAUAUCAUAA